Molecule: messenger RNA, 1957 nt
Organism: Fragaria vesca subsp. vesca
Lineage: Eukaryota; Viridiplantae; Streptophyta; Magnoliopsida; Rosales; Rosaceae
Product: succinate-semialdehyde dehydrogenase, mitochondrial-like
Exons: 20
Coding region: 147-1736 (529 amino acids)
Biological process (GO): GABA catabolic process
Molecular function (GO): succinate-semialdehyde dehydrogenase (NAD+) activity
Source: RefSeq, a predicted model, not a curated record
AGACUGCCAGAGGGUGCAACAAAUCGUCAAAACUGAAAGGACAGAGUUUCAGCGAGUGAGAGUCUGGACUGGAGCUGUUGAACAGAGUAUAGACCAGAGAGUUCCCUCGAAGUCGAAGAAGAAGAAUAAGGGAAGAGACAAGAUAGAUGACACUGAUGAUGGCGUCACGCAUGGUGGCAGCUCGAUCCUUCGGGGUCGUUUCACAUUUGUCUUCCAUGCAAUCCCCAACUCCUCUCUCAGUUCGCCAGCUUAGCAUGGACGCAAAGGGCUUUGCUUCUCGGCUUGUUGAUGCUGGUCUAUUACGUAGUCAGGCUCUUAUUGGAGGGAAAUGGUCUGAUGCAUAUGAUGGGAAAACUAUAGAGGUUCACAACCCAGCAACUGGUGAUGUCAUAACAACCGUCCCAUGCAUGGGUCAAAAUGAGACAAAUGAUGCAAUAUCUGCAGCCUACAAUGCAUUCAGUUCGUGGAGCAAGGUCACUAGUGUUGAAAGGAGCAAGUGUUUAAGGAAAUGGUACGAUCUACUCAUUUCCCAUAAGGAAGAACUUGGACAACUCAUUACCCUGGAGCAAGGGAAACCUUUACAAGAAGCCAUGGGUGAGGUGACCUAUGGAGCUGGCUUCAUCGAGUUCUUUGCUGAAGAGGCAAAACGUGUAUAUGGUGAUAUAAUUCCAUCACCUCUUGCCGAUCGACGAUUGCUUGUCUUAAAGCAGCCUGUAGGUGUUGUUGGUGCGAUCACUCCUUGGAACUUCCCAUUGGCUAUGAUUACCCGCAAGGUUGGUCCUGCUCUUGCAUGUGGCUGUACAGUGGUCAUUAAACCGUCUGAACUUACACCCCUCACAGCCUUAGCAGCAGCUGAGCUUGCCCUGCAAGCUGGAAUACCGCCGGGUGUGGUGAAUGUAGUAAUGGGAAAUGCUUCUGCAAUUGGGGACGCUUUACUUGCAAGUCCGCAGGUAAGAAAAAUCACUUUCACAGGCUCAACAGCAGUUGGAAAGAAGUUGAUGGCUGGUGCAGCUGGGACUGUUAAAAAGGUAUCUCUUGAACUUGGUGGCAAUGCACCCUGCAUAGUCUUUGAUGAUGCAGAUCUGGAUGUGGCAGUAAAAGGAACUCUUGGAGCAAAGUUCCGUAAUACUGGACAGACAUGUGUUUGUGCUAAUAGGAUUAUGGUACAAGAAGGUAUCUAUGAAAAAUUUGUGGAUGCUUUUUCCAAAGCUGUCCAGAAGUUCCAAGUUGGGCAUGGCUUUAGUGAAGGAGUGACCCAGGGUCCUUUAAUCAAUGAAGCAGCAGUACAAAAGGUUGAGUCAUUUGUCAAAGAUGCCACAUCAAAGGGAGCAAAAGUUGUUCUUGGAGCCAAAAGGCAUAGCCUUGGAAUGACCUUUUAUGAGCCUACAGUUCUCAGUGAUGUCAAGAGUGACAUGAUUAUAGCAAGAGAGGAAGUAUUUGGACCAGUUGCACCUGUUUUGCGUUUCAAAACUGAGGACGACGCUCUCCGCAUGGCUAAUGAUACAAAUGCAGGGUUAGCUGCUUACAUAUUUACAAAUAGUGUACAACGAUCAUGGCGUGUUGCUGAAGCUCUUGAAUAUGGACUUGUUGGUGUCAAUGAAGGGUUAAUUUCAACAGAGGUGGCUCCUUUUGGAGGUGUCAAGCAGUCUGGUCUUGGACGAGAAGGUUCCAAGUAUGGAAUGGAUGAAUAUUUGGAAAUUAAAUACGUGUGCCUGGGGAAUAUGAACAGCAAGUGAUGUGCUUUGUUCCAAUGUUCCUUGCGAGCUUAAAACACAAGUUGGAACCUGAUGUAACCUUUUUGACUCCAUAAACAUGUUGUAUUGCAAAAUAAGUGUUUAGCUUUGAUGUAAUUUUGUGCAAAAAGAACGUGUCUUUGGUGUGCAGAACUGCAAGUCGUUAGUGUUAAUAUAAUUUUGCAAGAACAGAAAGUAGUUCCAUGAUGUUUCAAUUACGGUUU